AUGGCCUCGGCCGACGAACGCAACACCCGCACCAUCCACACGGCGGCAUGUUUGAUUAUUGGAGAUGAGGUCCUCGGUGGAAAGACCGUUGAUACCAAUUCGGCGUACAUGGCCAAGUGGUGCUUCUCUUUGGGCAUUAACCUGAAGAGAGUCGAGGUCAUUGAGGACGAUGAGAGCGAAAUCGUUGAAGCCGUCAGACGUAUGAGCGAUCGUUACGACUUUGUCGUCACCAGUGGUGGAAUCGGGCCAACGCAUGACGACAUCACCUACCAGUCCAUAGCCAAGGCUUUUGGCCUGCCCCUGGUUCUCAACCAAGACGCCUUCGAGCGCAUGAAGAGGCUCUCCAAGCCGCGUCCGAACCAGCCGCAGUUCGACUGGGACGUCGACUCCCCAGCGCUGCAGGCCAAGCUGCGGAUGGUCAUUCUCCCCACCGACGAGAAGCGCGACCCCGGCCAGCAGUUCAUCUUCCCCUACGAGGACCUCUGGGUCCCAGUUAAUGUCGUCAACGGCAACGUCCACAUCUUGCCCGGUGUCCCACGGCUUUUCGAGAAGCUCUUGGACGGGCUCAAGCCGAGCAUCCUGCCCCGGCUCUCCGACCCGGAGGGCAAUGGCCUCUGCCGCGUGCUCAUCUCCACGCCGCUCCCGGAAAGUGCCGUCGCCGGUUAUCUGACUCAACUCGCGGCCAGGGUAGAGCCCAAGGGCGUCAAGGUCGGCAGCUACCCUCGGUGGGAGCAAAACGGCACGGUCACGCUAGUAGGACGGGACCAAGCAUACAUCGAGAGCAUCGUGGACGAGGUCGUCGAAGGCGUUCAGGGGAAACGCGUGAAUGCGGAAGACGACGAUGAUGCCACAGCAAAAGCGUGA
Molecule: messenger RNA, 864 nt
Organism: Colletotrichum graminicola M1.001
Lineage: Eukaryota; Fungi; Ascomycota; Sordariomycetes; Glomerellales; Glomerellaceae
Product: molybdenum cofactor synthesis domain-containing protein
Exons: 8
Coding region: 1-864 (287 amino acids)
Source: RefSeq, a predicted model, not a curated record